AUGAUUGCAUGCGUGUCAGAUAUGCAGCAAGUGGGAAAUGUGGAUCCUGGACCAACGGUUGGUACACAGUUGACGCGGCAGCCGGUUCAUCGAUCCACGCUGCUUUGGGAGACGCCAGCCGGUCAGGUAGUGCCAGGCGUGCUAAACUGCAGACGCCGAAGUUGCAAGUUACCCGAGCAUGGGCUUGACCCACGGAUUGCUCGGUACAUAACUGAGGCGGGUUUUGAAGGGUUAUUCAAGGUCCCAAACUUGGAAAUGGAUCAUGCGUUGAUCACAGCACUAGUUGAGCGUUGGCGUCCGGAGACGCACACAUUCCACCUACCGCAUGGAGAGAUGAGCAUCACCUUACAAGAUAUUGAGGUGAUGCUAGGGGUUCCUGUUGAUGGGUUGCCAAUUACUGGGGCUGUGAAGAUGGAUUGGCCUACGUUGUGUCUUGAGUUAUUGGGUCAUCGUCCACCAGACCUGAUACCGCAUCCCCAUGAGAACACCUCUAUCCUUGCUGGGGCGAGGCUCAGAUUCACGUGGCUGGAUGCACUAUUUAGUGGGCCCCUAGCUGCGGAUGCUACUGAUGAGGUAGUGCAGCAACAUGCGCGCUAUCACAUACUCGAUCGGUUGGGGACGAUUUUGUUUAUGGAUAAGUCGGCAGACCGGGUGUCGGUGCUGCCUCUACAGUUCCUAAACCCAAUCAGCAACGCGAAGAGGAACAGUUGGGGUAGUGGGGCAUUAGCCUGGUUGUACAGGCACUUAUGCAAGGCAUCGGAGUCGAAGGCGAAGCAAAUUGGUGGAGCAGUGAUGUUGGUGCAGCUGUGGGCGUAUUCGAGGUUCCCAUUGAUAUGCCCUGUUAUGAGGUUGCCACUACCGCCAGUGGAGGCAGGUCCCCUUGCCAAUCGAUGGAAGGGGCCGAAGAGCACGACAGAGCAUGCGACACAUGUGCUAGUUGCGUAUCGUGCGUCACUGUCGAGUAUACGGGCACACCAGGUUGUCUGGGAGCCCUACAGCGAUGUCCUAGAGUUGUUGCCCCCAUAUUGCACUGCCGGCCGACAAAUAUGGAGGGCCGAUGUGCCAUUGAUCUAUUUUUGGAUAGUAAAGGAUCAUCAUCCCGAACGUGUCUUUCGUCAGUUCGGGAUGAAGCAAGUGCCACCGGAUAUUGUAGAUACGUCCGUUCAUCUCCACAAAAUCUCCCUCCAAGGUAAACUAGAUAAGGAUUGGGUGCAAGAGCAUGCUGUCUACAUUGACCGAUGGGCCCAUAGAGAGGAACAUAUUGCUGAUGUACCAGCAUUGGAUGGGGACACGACAUACCUUGCUGCUUACAUGGAGUCGUACCGAAAGACGACGAGACGGUACAUUACACGCGACUCGGUGUAUUGGGAAAUCAUGGUUGAGUCCACUGUGGAAUUACUAUUGCAAUGCGAACCAAACUCCGCAAUGUACAACCACCUGAAGAGGACGCUGGAUCUUGUCGGAGAGAUGAGCCGAGCGGCAUUGGAGAAUGCGCGUGCCACGGUGACUGAGGCGAGCACACAGGCCACAGGCCGUGGUGGGGGAGGUCGUGGGUCUAGAGGGCGUGGACACAGUGGAGGUCAUGCAUACAGUGGAGGUCGUGGAGGUGGUCACGAGGAUGACGAUGUCUUGGGUAACUUCCAACUCUAA
Molecule: messenger RNA, 1650 nt
Organism: Quercus robur (English oak)
Lineage: Eukaryota; Viridiplantae; Streptophyta; Magnoliopsida; Fagales; Fagaceae
Product: serine/threonine-protein phosphatase 7 long form homolog
Exons: 5
Coding region: 1-1650 (549 amino acids)
Biological process (GO): meristem maintenance; meristem development
Source: RefSeq, a predicted model, not a curated record